GACCUCCCAUCGUUCCAUCGGGCCUGACGCACCUGAUGAGGAGGAGACAAAAGUUAUGUAUGGGAAGAGCAUUUGCACAGAAAUGAAACCAAAGGUGUUUACUGUGGCCUAUAAAGGGAAGAGUCCCUGUGUACCUGUAGUGCACUGCCAAUGAAAAGGGAGAGAGACAAUGGACACCAUGGGAGAUCUUCACGGGGAUAACCCAAGGGCGAAUGAAAGCCUCAUGUCUCGGCGCCCCAUCCCGGACCCGGUCCGUUCCGCGCAGCCCUCGGGCCUGAGCCUGCCCGUAGAGAGGCACCUGAGCUGCCCCAUCUGCAAUGACCUGUUCUUGGAUCCCGUCACCACCUGCUGCGGCCACUCCUUCUGCAAGGCCUGCCUGAACUGCAACGCCAUCGACAACAGCUGCCCGACCUGCAAGCAGCACCUCAGCCGCAUCCCAGAGGUCAACGUCGUGCUGGAGGGACUCCUGCAGGACCUGCACCAGGCCCGGCUGGAGGCCAGGGGCCAAAUGGCCCAGGAGUCCGCCGGGAGGCCCCGAGAGGUGGUCUGCGACGUCUGUAUUGGGCCCGGGGCCCGCAGGGCCCUGAAGUCGUGCCUGGUGUGUCUGGUGUCGUACUGCCGGGCCCACCUCGAGGGCCACGACAGUAGGAACCGCCUGAGGGGCCACAGGAUGGUGGCGCCUGUGGAGAACCUGGACGACAGGGCCUGCCCGGAGCACGGGCGGCCCCUGGAGCUCUACUGCCGCGACAGCGACCGCUGCAUCUGCGUCCUCUGUGUGGAGGAGGGGCGGGAGGUUGUUUCCGUGGAGACGGAGUGGGAGGAGAAAAGGGGCCAGCUGAACUACCUCGAGGGAGAGUUUCAGGGGGGGAUUGUGAGACGGAAAAACAAGCUGAAGGAAAUGCGUUCCUCGUUGAAGGUUUCCCAGGAUCACUUACGCAGCGAGAGUACGGAUAUCGACGGCAUACUUUCAUCUCUAAUUUCCUACGUGGAGAACGCCAAAAGACACGCUCUCCUGCCCAUGGACGAGAGGAGUCAGGCGGUGGAGAGGCAGGCUAAGGAAAUGACGGAGCAGCUCAACAACGAGAUAGGGGAACUGAAGAGGAACAUCUCGGACCUGAGGCGCAUUUCUGACACAGAGGAUCAUAUUGACUUCCUACAGAAUUAUCCAUCCACCAAGGUCCUAGAAGAGGAAAACAACCUAACAGAGAUGGCACUCGAUGCAUCCACCUCCUUCGGCACCUUCCGAAGUAUCAUAAAAAACCUGAUGGAUGAAAUUCUCGACAAACUGGAGUUAGUGACUCCAAUCGAACUGCAGAGGAUCGUGACGUUUGCAGUGGACGUGAAACUAGACCCCAGCACCGCUCACCCACGCUUAAUCGUAUCCGCUGACGGCAAGGAGGUACAAGAUGGCGGCGGGAUUCAGGUAGUACCCAGGGGUGCUCAGAGGUUUGACUUGUACUCAUGCGUCCUCGGCCGGAACCGACUGACAUCCGGCAAGGCCUACUGGCAGGUUGAGGUCGGCGACAAGUUGGGUUGGGAUCUAGGCGUAACGACGGUGACCUCUCAACGGAAAGGCAAGCUUGUGUUCGAGCCCGACACCAACUACUGGGUGAUAGCGCAUUACGAUGGUGACGGCUACGCGGCAAUGACGGCCCCGCCCAAAAAGCUGGCCCUCAAAGCCAAGCCCAAGAUGGUGGGCGUCUUCCUGAAUUACGAGGAAGGCCUUGUGUCCUUCUACGACCUGACGUCCUCCUUGCACAUAUUCUCGUUCACGGCGUGCGUAUUCAGUGGCGAGCUCUGCCCCUAUUUCAGUCCCCAUAAUGAGUUGGACGAAGGCCGGCCUCUGGUCAUCACUGCGGUGUAGGACCAGCUCUGGAAUGAUUACUAUGCUAGUGUAUACCAAAUAUACUGCAUAUGUAAACAUAGAAAAUACACAUGGGUGGGUUUCAAACUGUUUCUCCACCCAUUGGUAGCAGUUGGGGAUUAUUAUGGUGGCGGGACGUUCAUAUUCAAUGCAAAUAUUCAUAUUCAAUGCAAAAUAUAUAAAGAUGAGUUUCAUUAUUAUGUUUGAAGACCGAAACCUGGAACAGUGUAACGAUGAAAAAUCCUGGAACAGUGUAACGAUGAAAAAUAUCCAUAGAGAAUUAACUACCACCUUUGUAAUGGUGAUUGGAAUGCGGUGCUUAUUAUAUUUUUGGGGUUCCGGGUCAUAAGCAGUGGUGGGUAAAGGCAUUUAAUCAUAUUGGAAAUGUUAUUCUACAUCAACCCUUGUGGUCAAGCAAGGUCUAGGUUCUUAAUAGCUUCAUAAUGACUUAAUGUCUUAUUGUUGGGUAUGAUAUGUCUCAUAUACUUCAUUCUGUAAGUUUAUAGAAAAUCUGUUUUUUGGGAAUUUCCUUAAUAAAAUAAAUAUCAUUGAUUGUGCAUCGUUUGUUGAGCUUCUAUCACAUCAG
Messenger RNA from Gadus chalcogrammus (walleye pollock), 2450 nucleotides. Its product is annotated as E3 ubiquitin-protein ligase TRIM39-like. The coding region runs from base 170 to 1864 and encodes 564 amino acids. The record is from RefSeq and is a predicted model, not a curated record. Gene Ontology annotation, molecular function: protein binding; zinc ion binding. NCBI's taxonomy places the organism in Eukaryota, Metazoa, Chordata, Actinopteri, Gadiformes, Gadidae. The transcript is spliced from 7 exons.